UAAAAAUGAAUGUAGGAGUUGCCCACAGCGAGGUAAAUCCAAACACACGGGUGAUGAACAGUCGUGGAAUGUGGCUGACGUAUGCACUUGGAGUUGGCAUGCUGCACAUUGUCUUGCUCAGCAUUCCUUUCUUUAGUGUCCCUGUUGCCUGGACUUUAACAAAUGUGAUUCAUAACCUGGGAAUGUAUGUGUUUUUACAUGCAGUAAAGGGGACUCCUUUUGAAACACCCGAUCAGGGGAAGGCUAGGCUACUAACACACUGGGAACAACUGGAUUAUGGAGUACAAUUUACAUCCUCAAGAAAAUUCUUCACAAUCUCUCCUAUAAUUCUGUACUUCCUGGCGAGUUUCUACACAAAGUAUGAUCCAACACACUUUAUCCUCAACACAACCUCUCUCCUGACCGUGCUUAUCCCCAAGCUGCCACAGUUGCACGGCGUUCGAAUCUUUGGCAUCAAUAAAUAUUAAGCAGAAGGUUUGACGCUGACCACCCCUGACAUGGCUACUGCUGCUUCCCAGGUGAAGGAAACAAGCAGCCUACUGUGCCGUGUAUCCGAUUGUAUUCAACGAGAGAUGCUUUUCCAUCCGAGAUACAGUUCCCACUUCUGCAGCGCUGUCUGGGAUGAAAGCCGAGUUUAUAAGAAGAUGCCUUCAAAUACUUAAACAUGAAUCGGAAACCUCUAGAAGAAAGAUUUCCUUGAAGAACUGGGCAGGCCCAGCUCCAAAGCGUAAUCUAAGACUGUACAUAUGCCUGGCUGGUGCAAGUGACUUGUGAGGAAGGUGCGAGU
Messenger RNA from Leptosomus discolor (cuckoo roller), 787 nucleotides. It is a transcript of the gene ORMDL1, whose product is annotated as ORMDL sphingolipid biosynthesis regulator 1. NCBI's taxonomy places the organism in Eukaryota, Metazoa, Chordata, Aves, Leptosomiformes, Leptosomidae. Gene Ontology annotation, cellular component: endoplasmic reticulum membrane. The record is from RefSeq and is a predicted model, not a curated record.